Molecule: messenger RNA, 1866 nt
Organism: Myripristis murdjan (pinecone soldierfish)
Lineage: Eukaryota; Metazoa; Chordata; Actinopteri; Holocentriformes; Holocentridae
Gene: vps36
Product: vacuolar protein sorting 36 homolog
Exons: 14
Coding region: 118-1266 (382 amino acids)
Biological process (GO): protein transport to vacuole involved in ubiquitin-dependent protein catabolic process via the multivesicular body sorting pathway
Cellular component (GO): ESCRT II complex; late endosome membrane
Molecular function (GO): phosphatidylinositol-3-phosphate binding; ubiquitin binding
Source: RefSeq, a predicted model, not a curated record
CAGGAAAUGGGAAUAAUGCUCGCCAACCGCCAAUAAACACUAAAGAAGAAGAGGAAGAAGUAGGAGAAGGAGGAGGAGGAAAUGAGAAUAAGGAGUAAAUCCUCGGAACAGUAAAAAAUGGACCGGUUUUCAUGGUCAAACGGACUCCUGGAGAUAAACGAAACAUUAGUGAUCCAGCAGCGAGGUGUCAAACUGUAUGACGGCGACGAUAAGGCCAAGCUGGACGUUGGAGUCGCUUUGCUGAGCACACACCGGCUCAUCUGGAGGGACCUCAAGAAUCAUGAAUGCUGCAUUGCCAUACCGCUGUCACAGAUCAUCUUCUUCGAGGAGCAGGCUGCAGGAAUAGGAAAGAGCGCAAAGAUAGUUAUUCACCUGCACCCAGCACCUGCCAACAAGGAGCCAGGUCCAUACCAGCAGAGCAAGUUCUCCUACAUCAAACUAUCCUUCAAAGAACAUGGGCAGAUUGAGUUCUUCAGGAGGCUAACAGAGGAGAUGACACAGAAGAGAUGGGAGAACACACCGGUGUCACAGCCCAUUCCCACAGCAACAGGAGCUCAGGCAGGAAGGACACGUGCAGUUGGGAUUGUCGGCAUUGAGAGGAAGAUAGAAGAGAGGAGGAAAGAAACAGACAAAAACAUUUCUGAGGCCUUUGAGGACCUCAGUAAGCUGAUGGUGAAGGCUAAAGAGAUGGUGGAGCUGUCCAGAUCCAUAGCGAACAAGAUCAAAGACAAGCAGGGGGACAUCACAGAGGAUGAGACAAUCCGGUUUAAGUCCUACCUGCUGAGCAUGGGUAUUGCUAACCCUGUGACCAGGGAAACACAUGGCUCCGGCACACACUACCACAUGCAACUGGCCAAACAACUGGGAGAUAUGCUACAGGCCCCUCUGGAGGAGCGUGGGGGCAUGAUGGCUCUCACAGAAGUGUACUGUCUUGUCAACCGAGCCAGAGGGAUGGAACUAUUAUCUCCAGAAGAUUUGGUGAACGCGUGCAAGAUGUUUGAGUCACUGAAGCUGCCACUGAGGUUGCGUGUGUUUGACAGCGGUGUGAUGGUGGUCCAGCUGCAGUCUCACAGUGAGGAGGAAAUGAUAGCCUCAGCCUUGGACAAUGUAUCAGAGAAAGGCUCAUUGACGGCGGAGGAGUUUGCAAAGCUAUUGGGUCUCUCUGUCCUUCUAUCCAAAGAGCGGUUGCUGCUCGCUGAGAAAAUGGGCCACCUGUGUAGAGACGACUCUGUUGAGGGUCUGAGAUUCUACCCCAACCUCUUCUGACCUGUUGACACUCAUCUUGGUCGAGAUAAACUUUGCGUUGAUAGACUGAUGUCGUAUAGUUGUGCUACAGCUCUGUCUGCUCAUGCGGCGCUACAGAUUGCCUCCUGUACUUCCUGCAUAACAAUGUACUCAUCCAAUUUUGUAUCUGGUAACAAUUAUGGUAACCGAAUAAUUGGUGUCCUGGUGGUGGCAGGACACCACAAAUCCUGGGUAGGUUCUGCAGCACCUGCUCCUCUGUGUUGAUGCAAGAGCUGGUCUGUGUCUUCAAAGUAUUUUGUGCAGAGAAUUUUCCAAAGAUUCUUCAAUAUACUGCAAGGGAGUACAUUUUGCAUGUUAAUUGAUCAAUGGGUUUUAGAAAUUCAUGUGAGGGAACAUACUUUUUUUUUUUUUUUCCCCUUUUUUGAACUACUCGUUUUUUUUUUUUUUUUAUUUCACCUAUGACAUCCUCAAGUCACACAGCUUAAACAUCAGUUGUCACCAGUAGUGUGCUCUAUUGCUGAGAUAACCAUAGCCACUGAUAACAGGUUCAUAUGCAUUAUAAAACAUAUUGUUUUUUCCCAAAAUAAAGUAUAAAUUUGUGUAAUAAAAGAAAAACAAGAA